GUGCAGCCAGGCUCGGACGUUCGCAGUGAAGCGAGCCAGGCGGGAGAGGCGCGCACAGGCGAGCUGAACUGUGUCGUAGAAAACGCAUUUUCCCGUCGAGGCGUCCGUUUUCAUGGAAAAGGGACAAAAACGCAGCGAAUCUGAACCGCCAGCCAACUGCCGGUUGACUGCGCUGCGGAGAGCGGCGGAGCGCAGCUGUACAUAUAUGUGUGUGUGUGUCUCGCUUGAAACUCGACGUUUUUUCUCUCGCGGGCAGAGGACUUCCGCAAAGUCCAAAGCCUCCACGUCGACAGAUCUCCGGCGAAGAAAAUGUGAAGGACGCGUCGCGUUCGACACACACCGAUCCCAAAAACCGGCGCCCUCAACCAGCUCCGGCCUGUGUGUAUGUAUCUAUACGCAUGCAGGAAGGAGAAACGGCCGCCCCAUUCUCGCCUCAGCCUGUCAGUCCAUGCUUUCUGCUUCCGCCUUAGAUCGAAAACCGUCUCUCUCAAUGUCCGAGAACCGCCGCAGAAAUCAGUCUCACCCAGCUGUGCAACUGCAGAACCGGCGAGGUGUAGGUCCACCGGCGCUGCAGCACCGUCAGGCUCGGAGUGGCGGUCCCCUCCGCAAAUUCUUUUUUUUGCUGACAGAAAACGAGCCGUUUCAUGUUCGUUUCGUCCAUGUAUUGCAGAAAGUAAGAGGACUCAAAACUAAUCAAGGUUCCUCGUUCUAUCGGGAUCGCACAGCGCCGCGCUGUGUCUCGUCGUCUUGGGCGUUCCUGCGCCGGUCUGUCGCCUCGAGAGAGUUUCAGGCGUCCGCCUCUUUUCGAGUUUCUUUCCUUUUUUUCUCCUCACUUGCCCUGGUUUCUCUUCCUCCUUCAGUCUUUCUGCUUCUCAAGAUCCUCGGGUGCAGCUUUUCGCGGCUCUCUCCUCCAGAACCGCGCAUCAUCUCGUUGUUCCUGUUCUCCUCGAUCCCUGAAACGUCGGUUGUUCCUGUUCUCCUCGAUCCCUGAAACGUCGGUUGUUCCUGUUCUCCUCGAUCCCUGAAACGUCGGUUGUUCCUGUUCUCCUCGAUCCCUGAAACGUCGGAUUUCCAUCCUUUCUCGUCUAUCUCUGUCAUUAGUCUUGCACCUUCCUCUCUCCUCUCGUGAUCCUUCGUUCUCUCUGCAUCUUUGUGAGAGUCGUCUUCUCUCGCCGUGGAGAAGCGAACUGUUCUGCAGUCUUCUCGCACAAGCGUUCCUGUCGUCCCUCGCGUCCUCGCCGACUUCCAACAUGGAAAAGUACCGCGUCUUCGGCGACGAAAGCACUGGAGUUCAUCCCUUCGUCCCUGUCGCGUAUAUGAAGGCUCAGCUGUCGCCGCCGCCAGCCUCGGUCGUCUCUCGUCUUCUCUCCGCCGGCGCGUCUGUCUGUUCUCUCGCCUUCUCGAGUCUGUUGGUGACCCUGCGACUGCUGCUGCUGCUUGUCGCUGCGCUCUGGGCGAUUCUUCUCCAGCAGCUUCUCCUCGUCUUCUCGCUCUUUCCGAGCCUUCACUGGCGCCUCUCCCUCUCUCUCCUUGCCCCCCCGGCGCGCCUCGCUCUCUUUGCUCUCGGCGUCUGGUGGCUGGACGAACAGCCUGCAGACUUCCGUCGGCUGAAGAUUCGGGCGCCUCCUCCGAACGCGCCAGCGCCGUGGUUUGCGUUCCUCUCUCUCUCUGCGCCUCCGCGCUCUUCCGCCUCAGCUGCGAGGACCAGCAGCUGUCGAGUCUGUCUCUCGAGCUUCGCGAGUCUCGUCGAGCCGCUCUAUCUCUCCUACCGCCUCUCCCCGCAGUUCGUCCUCCUCCACGAGGAGGGCGGCUUCUCCUUCUGCUCGCUCUGGGCCGUCCUCAAGUUCAGCAUGCAGUUUCGACUCGCGCCGGGGAAAGGCGCCUUCCGCUCGCUCUCUGCGCUGAUGCUGGCCCACGAGAAAAACUCGUCUCCUCGGAUCCCCCUCGUCAUCUUUCCUGAAGGGCAAAAGAGCAACGGAACUUGCAUUCUCCAGUGGACAGCGGCAGAGGGAGGCGCUGGAAGAGAAGACCGAGAAAAAGUCGACGCUGGCUUCGACGCCGCUGCCCUGCAUGCCUUAGACGGCCGCAUCGCUGAAGUCGGGUGUCUGUACACCUCACUCCUCGCCAGUGGGAAGGCGGGAAGCCCCUCGCGAGCAGUGCCCUAUGGUCUUCCCCACACAGUGAACGCGCCGCUGGAGCAUCUGCGCCGAGUGUUGGCCGAGAAGGCUCACGGAGUAUCUGCGGUGUGGGCGGCGCCGGCGGCGGUGCAGGCGUCGGUGCAGCAGCAGCUGCAGAGCCGGGGCGUCAGUACGCCUGCGUCUGUCCUCGACUGUCUGCGGGAGGUGAUGAUUCGGAUGCUUCCUGGAGUUACGGGAGUCCAGAGCAAAGGCGGCGCAGAUCUCCGCGCCUUCAACGCGUACUGGGAAAGAACUCAGAAGGAACAGUAUUUGAAGAACCGGUAGAAAAUAACGGCAGGCGACUCUGAGAGGGGCGCGCUUGCGACGAAGCGCCGACUGAAAUCACGUCGAACGAAAGUGAACUGCGAGACAGACGCAGCAGGGUCGCAGAACCGAGAAGUGUGUCGCCGAGAAGUAGUUCUGCUUGGCCACCGUCCUUGCUUCUGUUCAACAGCGUUCUGUCUUCUCGUUUCUUCUCUCUUGUUCUUGGAGGUUUGUCUUCUUUUCUUCCUCCUCUGUUGCCGCGGUUGGUUGUUGCGUUUCCUCCCGCUCUUCGUUGUCAUUUCUCGUCUUUUUCCGCGUUCAUUCCAACAUCAUCAUCGUCGCUGGGUCCUCUCGCCUCGGGUCCCUCUCAUGUCCUCUUCGCGUCCCCAACUGCGGCAAGGCCUGCCUCCGAGAGCGCAUGCACUGUUUCAGUUUUUCCCUGACUCUUGAGACGUCAAACUCCAAAACAUGCUUCCGAAACGAGACGUCUAUACCCAGUUGUUGCUGACGCAGAACAUGUCAACUCAAAAGAAUCGAAAGAGCCUUUGCUCCUUGCAAGAGCGAGGCCGUCGCACAUGCAAGUCCACGCUCGUGUCACCGGUGUAUGUACACCCUACUCACCACAGGCGCUCCCAAGAUUGCAGCUCUUUUUUCAUUUCCCUCUCGCUUCUGAGAACUCCCGCCAAGAGCGAGCGCUUGCCAGAGAGUUGCCGGUCGUCAGAUGCGUUGAGUCUCGAGUUUCUCUCAGAGUUGACUCCCGGCCGCUGUCUUUCGAAGUCCGGCUGUUUCUGCAGGUGACGAGAAAAGGAGCGAGUGCGUUGUGCUUUUCUGGGGGU
Toxoplasma gondii ME49 is the source of this 3277-nucleotide messenger RNA. RefSeq lists its product as hypothetical. The transcript is spliced from 4 exons. The record is from RefSeq and is a predicted model, not a curated record. Lineage: Eukaryota; Apicomplexa; Conoidasida; Eucoccidiorida; Sarcocystidae. The coding region runs from base 1251 to 2462 and encodes 403 amino acids.